AUGGUGGGCUAUUAUUGGGCCUGCCCUGCUGUGGUUGGGGAGGACCUUGGUUGGCCCAUGGGUUACCUUGAGGUCGUGGUCGGCUUGCUAGAUGUUUGCAGUGUGGACAAGGUCGAUAUCGAGGCUGAUGAGCUUGACGAGCUAUGGCUCGAGGUGGUAGCUGACUGGGUUACAGGCGACGCCGGGCUAGAGCUGGAUCGGCUUGCGCUGAUAGUCGAUGUGGAGGCUGGCGGGCUUGAUGAGCUGUGGUUCGAGGUAGUGGUUGACUGGGUCACAGGCGAUGCUGGGCUGGAGGUCGAUCGACUUGCGCUGACGGUCGAUGUUGUGGAGACAGGGUCUGUGCUUGAGCGGCUAGCAGUUGCAGUCGACGUUUGUGUGACUGGCGAGGAUCUGGAGCUGGACUGGCUGCUGGAACUUCUUCGCGAGAUAGAGCUGGACUGGCUGGCAGACGAACUGCUCGAGUGGCUAGUAGAUGAACUGCUCGAGCGGCUAGUAGAUGAACUGCUCGAAUGGCUGGUGGAAGAGGAUGAAGAGCCGGAGCUGGUUCGCGUGGUAGGUACGGUUGCAGUAGAUGUCGUAGCCUUGCUGUUCGAGACUGUGGUAGAGACACCGGUCGUGCUGCUAACAGAAGAGCUACGGGUCGAGCUAGAACUUGAUGACUGGCUACUGCUGCGCGAUAAAGAGCUUGCACUUCUGGUCGAAGUAGACAACGGUGUCGUGGCAGAGACCGGCGCAGUGCUUGUUAUUUUGGAGGAGCUUGAGAACACACUUGUAGAGACCUUUGAGCUCGAGGAGCUGGACGAGACGACUGGCGUGCUUACGGUAAUCGACGACUUCGAGCUGGAAACCUUGGGAAUGCUGUACGUUGGCGGGCCGGGUCGCGUGGACGAGCUUGCUGACACGAUUGAGCUUGAUCGGCUGGAGGUAGUCGCCGAUGCAGUGGAGCUCGACGACGAGCGAGAAGUCGUGACUGGGUCAAGAGGAGUCGAUGCGCUGGCUAUUGUCGACGAAGUCACAGUCAACGAGCUAGACAAGGACGUCGAAGACGAUGUUACCGAGGACAGGCUAGGGUUGCUUGAUGCGGCAGAGUUGUAG
Molecule: messenger RNA, 1095 nt
Organism: Recurvomyces mirabilis
Lineage: Eukaryota; Fungi; Ascomycota; Dothideomycetes; Mycosphaerellales; Teratosphaeriaceae
Exons: 4
Coding region: 1-1095 (364 amino acids)
Source: RefSeq, a predicted model, not a curated record